UUUUCCAAAAUUAGAAAAGGGGGGAGAUUCCUAAAACCUCAUCAUCAUCCCCGCUAAACUUUCCUUUUUUUCUUCCUUCUCAUUCUCCACUCUAUAUUUUCUCUAUCCUCUUUCUUCCACCGUCCUAACUUAAAAACUUUUUCAAUUUCCCAAUUUUACAGUCACACUUGCCAAUAGAAAAAACCCUAACAAAAUCCCCCCUUUCAAUUUAGGGUUUUUUGAUGAUCAUCAUCAUUCUUUUCGUCUGAUCAUCAUCAUCAUCAUCACCUCCAUAAUCUCUAUAUUCCCUUUAAUUUCUGAAAUUCAUCAAUCAAAUAACAUAUUCUCUCUUGCGCUGUUUUUUUUAAGCUGAAGAGAGAGAAGAUUAACGAGUGAAGUUGCGUUAUUUAGGGUUUUAGCAAUGGAUUCAGAUGAAGAACUACUCGACUCUUACGAUGGAGAUUCUGGAGAAGAUUACUAUUACAGUGGUGGUGAUUCUGAUAUGGGUGAUUUUAUUGCUGGUGUUGAUGAUGAUGAUGAGGACAAUGACGCCGAUUAUGGUUAUGCUAGUGACGAAAACGCUCAUGUCGAGAAAACAUAUACAGUCUUGAAGGAGGGUGAUAUCCGACAGCGCCAAGAAGAGAACAUUUCACAUGUCUCUGCUGUUCUAUCGAUUUCUAGGGUCGCUGCAAGCAUAUUGCUUUGCAAUUAUAAAUGGAAUGUUUCUCAGUUGCAUGAUGAAUGGUUUGCUGAUGAAGAAAGGGUUCGAAGGACUGUUGGCCUGCUAAGCAGGCCAUUAGUUCUGUUGUCUGAUGCAAAAGAACUGACCUGUGGAAUUUGUUUCGACUCCUAUCCGCGAGACCUAAUACAUUCAGCUGUUUGUGGUCACCCUUAUUGUACAACAUGCUGGAAAGGUUAUAUUACUACAUCUAUUAAUGAUGGCCCAGGAUGCUUGUUGUUGAGAUGUCCGGAUCCAGCUUGCAUUGCUGCAGUUGGUCAAGAUAUGAUCCUUAAAUUAGCAUCUAAGGAAGAUAAGGAGAAGUACUACCGCUAUAUUGUCAGAUCUUACGUCGAGGACAAGAAAAAGACCAAGUGGUGUCCUGCUCCAGAUUGUGGAAACGCAGUAGAGUUUGAAUUUGGAAGCAGCGUUUAUGAUGUUAAAUGCCUCUGUUCGUAUGCCUUCUGCUGGAAUUGUACUGAAGAAGCUCAUCGUCCUGUGGACUGUAGCACUGUUUCUAAAUGGAUUUUGAAGAAUAGUGCAGAGUCUGAAAAUAUGAAUUGGAUUUUGGCUAAUUCAAAACCUUGUCCGAAGUGCAAGCGUCCAAUAGAGAAGAACCAAGGAUGCAUGCAUAUGACUUGCACCCCACCAUGCAAGUUUGAGUUUUGCUGGCUAUGCCUUGGUGCGUGGACUGAUCAUGGGGAAAGGACAGGUGGUUUUUACGCAUGUAAUCGUUACGAAGCUGCAAAACAAGAGGGAGUGUAUGAUGAAGCUGAAAGGAGGAGGGAAAUGGCAAAGAACUCUCUUGAGAGAUAUACACAUUAUUAUGAACGAUGGGCCAGCAACCAAACUUCGAGGCAAAAAGCUGUUGCAGAUUUGCACCAAAUGCAGAGCGUCCAUUUAGAGAAGCUGAGUGACAAGCUGAAGGAACCCGAAUCACAACUUAAAUUUAUAAUAGAGGCUUGGCAACAGAUCAUUGAGUGUAGACGAGUGCUAAAAUGGACCUAUGCAUAUGGUUACUAUUUACCUGAUCAUGAAAAUGCCAGGAGACAGCUCUUUGAGUAUUUGCAAGGUGAGGCAGAGGCUGGUCUUGAAAGGUUACAUCAAUGUGCGGAGAAGGAAUUAUUGGUUUUCCUUGGUAAUGAUAACGGCGAUGCUGACAUUCAAUCAGAUUUUAAUACGUUUCGCCCAAAGCUGGCUGGAUUGACCAGGGUCACUCGUUCAUACUUUGAGAAUUUGGUCAGGGCAUUAGAAAAUGGUUUAUCAGAUGUGGAUUCGCAAGCAGCUUCCAGCACGUCAGCGUGCCCAAAAAACUCUGUAGCCAAAGGGAAAGGGGGUAAAGGAAAGGGUUCAACUUCGCGAUCUAAUCGUUCUGGUUCCAUAAAUUUAGAUGAUAUCAACCAUUGGAACUGUGAUAGGUGUACUUUUGCAAAUUCAGAUUCAGCGACUUCAUGUCAGAUGUGCCAUAAUCAACGGUGAAGACUCUUCAGUCCUCACGUAAUUCCUGGAUUAUUGUCCUGAAGGUGUUUAGAAUGGGCACUCAAUUCUUAUCUAGCUGCAGAAGGCAGCCCUCCUCCCUGGACAUCAUACUGUCAGGAAGAUGGAAGAAGUGUAAAGAAGUACCACUCCCCCUGAUUUAGAGGAUUGUAAAUAAUAGUAUCUGAUUGAUAAUGCCUGUCAGACAUUCAAAUGCAUUACUAUAUCAUAAUCAUAUAUGUGAUAUUAACCGGCAAGAGGGUGUUUUAUCUUCGGUAAGGAACCUUGCAAAUUUUAAGGUUUAGUCAUGGGUUGGUCCCUAUUUGUUUCAGAAUGAUAUGUUUGUUAUGGCCAGUGCCAGUGGUAUAUAAUCUGUCUCAUUUCACCUA
Beta vulgaris subsp. vulgaris (sugar beet) is the source of this 2562-nucleotide messenger RNA. RefSeq names its product probable E3 ubiquitin-protein ligase ARI7. The transcript has 15 exons. Gene Ontology annotation, cellular component: cytoplasm; ubiquitin ligase complex. Gene Ontology annotation, biological process: positive regulation of proteasomal ubiquitin-dependent protein catabolic process; protein polyubiquitination; ubiquitin-dependent protein catabolic process. The coding region runs from base 401 to 2176 and encodes 591 amino acids. NCBI's taxonomy places the organism in Eukaryota, Viridiplantae, Streptophyta, Magnoliopsida, Caryophyllales, Amaranthaceae. The record is from RefSeq and is a predicted model, not a curated record. Gene Ontology annotation, molecular function: zinc ion binding; ubiquitin protein ligase activity; ubiquitin conjugating enzyme binding.